UCGCUUGUUGUAAUGUAAUCUAAAAGAAUACAAGCAUAUUUUUUCAUUUUAUUUCUUCGGUUAUUCAAUGAUUUAUAUAAAGUUUCUAUAGUGGAUUAUACUGAGCGGAUAAUCAAUAUUAAGUUAGUGUAAAUUUAAUUAGUGUCUUCUUUUAUUUUGGCGCCUUUGCAGUACAAUAUUAGAGUGGAGUCGUUACAAAAUAUUGCAAAAUGACUUCAGCUUUAUAUUUGGAACAUUACCUGGAUAGUUUGCAGCAUUUACCUAUAGAAUUACAAAGAAAUUUUAAAUUAAUGAGGGAUCUCGACGACAGAGCCCACGGCCUAAUGAGGACAAUUGAUCUUAUGGCCGAUGAAUUGCUUCCUAAUAUACCAAAAAUGGACGAAGAAACUAAAAAAGAAAAGGUGAAUACUAUCCAGGGUUUAUUUAACAAAGCUAAAGAAUACGGAGACGAUAAGGUGCAGCUCGCCAUUCAGACCUAUGAAUUAGUUGAUAAACACAUACGUCGCCUUGAUUCUGACCUCGCACGUUUCGAAUCCGAAAUACAAGAGAAAGUAAUGAGCUCUCGCGCAGCUCAACAGGCUGCCACAGAUCAGGAGUCCAAUCCUGCUACUGUUAAGAAAGGAAGGAAAAAACAUAAGGGAAGUGAGAAAGCCGCAGCGACAACAGGUAAGAAAAAGCGCACGGGCGCAUCGAGCGAGGAGGACGCAGUCGCCAGUGGACGGUCGGCGGCUAAGAAAAAAGCUCAACGGAAAGGUACUACAACUACAACCACAGCUGUUAAAGAACAGGAAGAAAACGCGGAUCUGGAUUCAGUUGCGGGAAUGGCGCAUCCUAGCGAUGUGCUAGACAUGCCUGUUGAUCCAAAUGAACCUACAUACUGCCUUUGUCACCAAGUGUCCUAUGGUGAAAUGAUAGGAUGUGAUAAUCCUGACUGCCCUAUUGAGUGGUUUCACUUUGCAUGUGUUGAUCUUAAAAUUAAGCCAAAAGGCAAGUGGUACUGUCCAAAGUGUACUCAAGAUAGAAAAAAGAAAUGAUCCACAGUUAAACCACCUGUUAAACCAGCAGAAAAGACUGUCACCGUUAAAAAAGAAACAAAGUGAUUAAAUUAGGUUAUAGGCAUAGUAUCUAAUAUAACAUAUUGUUUUCUAUUAAAAUAUAUAUGGAUUAAUAUAGAAUUAAUUUAUUUUUAGUGUAAAUUGAUGAUAUUAAUGUAAGAAUAAUAAUAAUAUUGGAAAAGUCAUUUUAAUGCUGAAAUAGCUUAUAAUAAAUUAAAUCCAAGAUAUGUUAUAGUGAAAAUGAAUAUUUUAUUCCGUCUAAUAUUGAUUUCUUUUGAUCUAAGUAAUAUUAUCAACUAAUGAAGGCAAAAAUAAUUCAAUUGUUAUAUUAUUGUUUCAAUUUAUAAUAACUAUAUAACAUACAUAUAUGAACACUGAAUUUUAGUGCUUCCAUAGCAAUUUCAUUAGAAUCUAACUUACAUGUAAUAUUAAUUAAUAACAAUUUUAGUCAGAACAUAUGGUUGAAUGAUGAAAGUACUUAUAAGUUACACAAAGACUGAAGUUCGUAAAUUCUAAAUCAAUAGUUGUUGAUUUAAUAUGAUAAAUAUAAUCUUUUUUUUUUUUGAUUUACAGUAUUUUGCCACAAAUGAGCCAUUCAUGUAUUGACUAUUCAAAAUUUUAAAAAAAGCAAUUGAUUCAUCGAAGACAUCAAAUUAGAAAAUAAAAAUUUUAUGAUUUUAUAUUGUGGAAAAUAAAAGUGAGAGCUUUUUAAUAAUGUUAUAUAAUGUCAUUUAAGUUAUGUAUCUCUCAUUGUUACAUAUUAGUAGAAGUGACAAGAAACUAUGUUAAACAAUACUAUAUCCAUUUUACCUUAUCAUAUAAUUUAUUUGAGGCUAAAACUUACUGCCAAUUUAAUAUAAUGUGGCUAAUUUAGGUAAAACAUGUAUAUAUCAAAAAAUAAGCAAUAGUAGACAAAUUUGAUCUUAUAAAAUGAAUUUGAGGAAGUUGCUGUAUUGCAAAAUGAUAUAACAAUAGUUUUUGCUUUUGUUUAAUAACAAUCAAGUUGAUCUGUGUGUUACAUUGGAAUACUCUGUUAUUGUUAUUUAAUAACUGUUACAAAUGGUAAUAAUAAUAGUUUUUUUUAUCAAGUAAAAUCUUUUUAAUUGUGUGAUAUCUUUGUGAAUAGUUUGAUCAAUAACUGUUUUGAUAAUUUCACAUUUUAUGUGUGUCAUAAAAUAUUUAUUUUUAUUAUUUAGUUGUGACAUAUCAACUGCAUCUAUCUAUGUUUAAUUUGAAAAUGAUCGAAUGAAUUUUAAAUUUAAGUUAUUUUAAGUGCGUCACACAAAAAUACUUUUCCAGAUAAUAAUUGACUUGUUAAUGAAUCAUUUCCACCACUUUUAUAUGACAAUAACAUGAGAAAAGCCCAGCGUCAGUUAGUAUUAAUAGAUUACACAGAUGUGGGAACUAAUGGAAAUGUGCAUUUAAUAGAAAAAUUAAAAAUGUCAAAUAGCAAUAAAUUUAAAUAUAAUGUUUUUUAUUAAAUUUAAAUUAAAUUUAUAUAUUAGGGUGCGUUUUUACUGAAUUAGUUGGCAAUUUUUGUGUUUGUAACUGGUUGCAAUUGUUGAAGAAGUCACCGAAAAUUUGCUGAUAACUAAAGGUUAUAAUGAAAACUACCAAAAUGUAUUGACAAAAGUUGCCAAUAAUUCUUUUGUUAGAAACGCAGCUUUAGUGAUACAUAAUAUUUUAAGAUAACAAAGUUGGGCUAGUUCAGAGUUAGUAAAGUUAUAUCACUAUUAAAGUGUCAAAUUAAUAAAGUGCGAUAAUUCUAAAUAUUAAAAAGUAUCAUGUUUACAUUUUUAUAUGAACUGUAUCAUGCUAAGUUGCUACAACCGCAGAUUAAGUAGCUUGUGAUAGAUAUUUUGCACUUUACUCACAAUAGGGAUAUAUCUAUUAGGUACCAAUUAUUGUUAUAACAUUAAAAGUUAUACAAUACUG
This is a messenger RNA of Nymphalis io (European peacock), 2990 nucleotides long. RefSeq names its product inhibitor of growth protein 5 (gene Ing5). The record is from RefSeq and is a predicted model, not a curated record. Gene Ontology annotation, cellular component: nucleus. The transcript has a single exon. NCBI's taxonomy places the organism in Eukaryota, Metazoa, Arthropoda, Insecta, Lepidoptera, Nymphalidae. Gene Ontology annotation, biological process: regulation of DNA-templated transcription. Bases 210 to 1034 code for a protein of 274 amino acids.